Messenger RNA from Drosophila santomea, 336 nucleotides. It is a transcript of the gene Cpr65Av, whose product is annotated as endocuticle structural protein SgAbd-6. NCBI's taxonomy places the organism in Eukaryota, Metazoa, Arthropoda, Insecta, Diptera, Drosophilidae. Gene Ontology annotation, molecular function: structural constituent of chitin-based larval cuticle. The record is from RefSeq and is a predicted model, not a curated record. The coding region runs from base 1 to 336 and encodes 111 amino acids. Gene Ontology annotation, cellular component: chitin-based extracellular matrix. The transcript has 2 exons.
AUGCAGUCCUCCAGCAUCUGUGUCCUCGCCAUUUGUGCCUUCGUUUUGGUCUCCUCCAUUGGAGCUGCUCCUCUGGACGACUCCCAACAUGCCACCAUCCUGAGAUACGACAACGACAACAUUGGCACUGAUGGCUACAACUUUGGUUACGAGACCAGUGAUGGUGUCACCCGCCAGGAGCAGGCUGAGCUGAAGAACGCCGGCACCGACCAGGAGGCGCUCAGUGUGCGCGGCUCCGUCAGCUGGGUGGCUCCCGAUGGCCAGACCUACACCCUGCACUACAUUGCCGAUGAGAACGGUUUCCAGCCCCAGGGCGACCAUCUGCCCCACAACUAA